This is a messenger RNA of Blastomyces gilchristii SLH14081, 984 nucleotides long. RefSeq lists its product as uncharacterized. Bases 1 to 984 code for a protein of 327 amino acids. The transcript is spliced from 4 exons. NCBI's taxonomy places the organism in Eukaryota, Fungi, Ascomycota, Eurotiomycetes, Onygenales, Ajellomycetaceae. The record is from RefSeq and is a predicted model, not a curated record.
AUGACCACUGAGAGGGUGAGAGUGCAACACCUGUAUAAUUGCUGCCAGAACUUCAAGGCCAAGCUAAUCAGUGUCUACAAGAUACUUCUACAACAGCAUGAAGCCACCGGCCGGACGCCUCCAGAUGACUCAGACAAUUACAAGAGGAGCAAAGCAACAGUGCAGCAGCAGCUUGACGGAACCCACAAUGAGAGUAUCAAGCCCGCAUCUUCUCUUAAUAAUUACUGGCGAGUCUUCAAGUCCCUCUACACCAAGAAGACCGACAAGACGCUGGACGAGUCGGAGUCGACUGCACGGGACUGCCGGCGGUACAAGAAUGUCGUCAUCAAGCGAUGGGGCCUUCGGAGACUCCCAAAGCAUAAGCCCUCGGGCACAAAAGAUGACGUGUAUCGUGUCCUCCGGUUCCACUGGGAGCGCUCUCUACAAAGAUCUAUGCUGAUGAGAAGCAGCGUGUCUAUGUCGCGGCUGGUAUACUCAUGUCCUUUAUCUCCGGAUCUCGGACCUGGGAAACGGAAGCGGCUUCCUUUGAAUGACGAUAGGGGGCUCCUGGUGUCAAAGCGAGCUAAGUCAGCUACCAGCCGAAGAGCAUCGGCUGCUGUUCAGGAGACAUCCUCGCCCGAUCAAACUAAUCUUUCAGAUGUGAACAUGAGCGACUCUUCCCAUGAUGGCCUAGAAGAUGCUUCUGAACAUUCUCCCUUGACAAAGGAGAGUGACAUUGACAAUGAUACUGGCGACGAAGAUGAUGAAGAUGAAGAUGAAGACGAUAUUAGCUUCGCAGACAGUGGAUAUGACAGUGUUAGCCCCACAAACAAGCCCGAUGGGGAUUUCAUCGAGGAUGUGACAGAUGAUGAGUAUGAUGCGGGCCCUGAAGAGACAGGGGCCCUGCUCUGGAGGCAUAUUUCGUUUCACAUCAUCCGCUAUUCACAGCCGGGGCGGCCAAACUUGCUCCUUGCCCAAAUCACGCUUCUUCACACGAAAGGCUAG